AUGGAGCUCGGUUGCUUGGCAACGACCCACUCCAAAGCAAUCCACAAGCUGGAUGUGCCGUCAUUUGAUUGGCCGAUCGCUCCGUUUCCUAGGCUUGAGUACCCGCUGGAAGAAUUUACCAGAGAGAACGCACAUGAAGAGGCUCGCUGUCUGGAGGAGGUGGAGGAUCUGAUCGUGAAGUGGAGGCAGAAGGGGAAGCCUGUGGCUGGGGUUGUGAUCGAACCCAUCCAGGCUGAAGGUGGAGAUAACCACGCCUCCUCUGACUUCUUCAGGGGACUCCGCGACAUCGCACGCAAGGUAACAAACACUCAUCACUAUAGCAACAGAUCUAUAAAGGACUUGACUUGUGACUGUGAUGGUUGAGCUUCUUAUGACUCA
Molecule: messenger RNA, 378 nt
Organism: Notothenia coriiceps (black rockcod)
Lineage: Eukaryota; Metazoa; Chordata; Actinopteri; Perciformes; Nototheniidae
Product: 4-aminobutyrate aminotransferase, mitochondrial-like
Exons: 3
Coding region: 1-363 (120 amino acids)
Biological process (GO): GABA catabolic process
Cellular component (GO): mitochondrion
Molecular function (GO): pyridoxal phosphate binding; transaminase activity
Source: RefSeq, a predicted model, not a curated record